AUGUCAGUGGACAUUCAACUGUGCACCAGAGUCGUCUACCUAUCUGGAAUUCAGAUGCCCAUAUUUUUCCUUAGAGGACAGUACCGACUGUGGGAACGACCGCCUAAUACUAAAGUCCAGGGACAAUAGAGAGACGCUUUGUGGCACAGACUCACCUGAUGGCACCAUUACAAGCACCGGCUUCGCUCGUGUAACCUUCAGGACGAACAGCGCGAUCGAAAGCACGGGUUUCAGAUGUUUUGUUUGGUGCUUCAAUAAACCCACUACUACUACUACUACUACUACUACUACUACUACUACUCCCACUACUACUACUACGACUACAACUACUACUACACGCGAGACAUUCCAGAAACAUUGUUGCAAUUCCAGACCAAGCUAUAGCGAUGAAUUUGCGGUAAGAGCAUUCGACGUCAUCAUGUUGGUGGCUGCAGAAGUGGCCGCUGCAGCGGGUGCCUGUGUUGUUAUAUCCUAA
Homarus americanus (American lobster) is the source of this 475-nucleotide messenger RNA. RefSeq names its product salivary glue protein Sgs-3-like. Lineage: Eukaryota; Metazoa; Arthropoda; Malacostraca; Decapoda; Nephropidae. The record is from RefSeq and is a predicted model, not a curated record.